GGUUGAGCCUGAGCGAUGUGAACUGAACUGGAGUUCAGUGCAAUGGAGACGUUUUGGCAAGAAUGAAACUUCAAAAGAAUGAAACUAUACAAUACGAUGCUAAACUAUAUGAAACAAAAGUCAAACUUGAUGAGUUCGCGUUGCACCACGCAUAGACCACUUGGAAUUGUGUGGCUUCUGCCACAAGGAGACUGGACUUUGUCUUUAGGACUCCAGCCGACGUCAACACGGACGUCUAGACCUAAACACAGACGUCUAGACCUAAACACAGACGUCUAGACCUAAACACAGACGUCUAGACCUAAACACAGACGUCUAGACCUAAGCAUGGCUGCUACGCUGCCAUCUAUGCUGCCAUCUACACUGCCCAGACCAGACUGUCAUAUGGACAGGAGUGGGAGCUUCUUUAAGGUCUCAGAUGGACUCACAAACUCAGACCUAAGCAUGUCUGCUACGCUGCCCAGACCAGACUGUCAUACGGACAGGAGAGGAAGCUUCUUUAAGCUGAUAGACACGUUUGCGUUGGAGAUAGGGGAGCUGAAGCAAGAGAUGGUCCAGACCUCCCCAACAGAGGACAGGGACCCAUACCCUAUGGUUCUACAGGGGUUGGAGGGGGAGUUGAGCGGGGUUUAUCUCCAGUCCUCGCCCUGUGCUGGCACCAGUGGUGAAAGGGAUUCUGGGUACGACUCCCUGCGUAGGAGGAUGAGUGUGCUGGACAGACUGAGGCAUACGCACCCCGUGUGGCUCCUGCUCACUCUCAGUGACACUGAGGCCACACAUAUACUGCUGCAGCAGCCUCCAGGGGUAUUCCUGGUGAGGAAGUCAUCCUCUCUUCAGAGGAAAGUUCUGUCUCUAAGGGUCAGUGAUGAUGACGCCUCAGGAGGAGCCGGAGUCUGUGACUUCCCUGUCAGAGAGAGUCAGUACACCUUUUCUCUGGAAGGAUCUGGGAUCAGUUUUGCAGACCUGUUUCGCCUGGUGGCCUUCUACUGUAUCAGCAGGGACGUCCUUCCCUUCACCCUGAAUCUCCCAGAAGCCAUUGCAGCCUCCAAGACUCAGAAAGACCUGGAGGAGGUGGCCCAACUAGGAGCAGGAUUCUGGCACUCUGCUCUAGGCAGCCUGCGAAGGACAACCUCUCCCUCUCGCCCUCCACCACAGCACCCUGACAGAGACGUUGACAACCAGGGUGCAGAGAGGACACAAGAGAAACAGAGUGUGACUCGCCACAGCAGCGUUCCUCCAGCUCGUCCCCCUUCCUCCUCCUCCUCCUCUCGCCUGGAGAGAAGCCAGUCCAACGGGGCUCUUUGCUUCGUCAACCCCCUCUUCCUCCAGACUCACUGGCGGCUUGAGGAAGACCCUUCAUCCUCUUCCUCCUCUCCUUCCCCCUACGUCACACACUCCACCCCCAGUCCAGGAACUACCGUUGGGACGUCUUCGGCCCCUGUCACGGACCCCAACGUGAACAGGAAGUCACGCCCACCUAGGCCCCCGCCUCCCCAUUCCCUCUUAUUCCCGCCCCCCCGUUCCCUCUCCCAGCGCCGCCAAGCUCCCCCUCCCCCCACCCAUCUACCCCAGAAGCCCAAGAGCAGCAUGCCCGAAACGCCCGCAGCCAUUGUUGUCACCAGGCAACCACUGCAACCUUCAUCCAAUCAGAACCUUCGCCCCACCCCUCGCCCUCCCAUGGGUGCCAGGCACAGCAGCCAUUCCAAAAAGAUGACAAGCAGCGCCGCCAUCCCUGUGCCCCACCAACACCCUCAGCACCCUCCUCACCCACGCCCCAAUAAACCUGACAUCGACGCCCACCGGUGCCACAUCGCUCUUGAUGACGAAACUAUCGCCAAGGCUCUGUCCCGUGCCAAGCUUCCCCUGGGAAAUGGUGCUGGUAGCCCCCCCACCCCUCCGGGUAAGACCCCCAGGCGAGAGGGACAAGAGGGGAGGCUGAGCGACAUGUCCAUCUCCACCUCUUCCUCAGAUUCUCUGGACUACUCCCACCCUCCCCUCUCCCUCCCCGCCAGCCCCCCUCUCAGAUUACAGCAUCACCUUGGCAACAACAAGGACAGCAGCGACGACGAAGACCUCUGUGACGAAGAAGAGGAAGACUACGGCGUCAGCCUGGAGAACGACCUGGACCAGGGCCUCCGUCCUCCCUUCAAAGCCCACCGGAGAGGGGUCGGGGUCAAGGUUGCGCUGAGCUUCCGGAAAGUUUCUGGAGUCUUCAGCACCUUCAUGACCCCAGAAAGGCGAGCCGUGAGGAGGAUAGCGGAGCUCUCCAGGGACAAGAGUUCCUACUUUGGAUGCCUGGUUCAGGAUUAUAUCAGUUUUGUACAGGAGAAUAAGGGGUGUCAUACGUCAGGCUUAGACCUCCUGCAGACCCUCAGACAGUUCAUGACCCAGAUGAAGGCCUACCUGACGCAGAGCUCCGAACUGGACCCGCCCAUCGAAUCCCUCAUACCCGAGGAUCAGAUAGACUCUGUCCUGGAGAAGGCCAUGCACAAAUGUGUGUUGAAGCCGCUGAAGGGCGUAGUGGAAGUGGCCCUACACGACUUCCAGGUGAGCAGUGGAGGCUGGCAGCAGCUGAGGGAGAACCUGGCCCUGGCUAAGACCCGGAGGCCCCAGGACCUGGGUGUGGACGGGGCCGUGCCCCCUGACCCCAUGGCCAUCGAGAAGAUCCGCCACAAGUUCCACAACAUGAGGAAGAUGUACUCCCCGGAUAAGAAGGUGUCGCUACUGCUCCGAGUGUGUAAACUCAUCUACACCAUCAUGCAGGAUAACUCAGGGAGGAUGUACGGAGCAGAUGACUUCCUACCGAUGCUGACCUAUGUCCUGGCCCAGUGUGACAUGCCUCAGCUAGACACUGAGAUCCUCUACAUGAUGGAGCUGCUGGAUCCCACACUGCUGCAUGGAGAGGGUGGCUACUACCUGACCAGUGCGUACGGGGCCAUGGCUCUCAUCAAGAACUUCCAGGAGGAACAGGCAGCCAGGGUCCUCAGCUCCGAGGCCAGAGACACCCUGCACCAGUGGCACCGCCGACGCACCGCCCAGCGCACGGCCCCCUCCGUGGACGACUUCCAGAACUACCUGCGAGUCGCCUUACAAGAAGUCAACAGCGGCUGCACAGCCAAAACCCUCCUCGUCCACCCGUACUCCACCACCGAAGAAGUAUGCUCGCUCUGCGCCUACAAGUUCAAAGUUCAUGACCCCGAGAACCACGCCCUCUUUCUCAUCACUGAGGCAACCAGUCAGCAGCUAGCCCUGGACACACACCCCCAGCGAAUCAAAGCGGAGAUACACAGCCACCCAAACUCGCAACCCUUCCAUUUUGUCUACCGCAGAGUGCCCAACCUUAACCUGUGUAUACCAGCUAUCCCAGCUAACCAGCACAAUGGCAACUGCCUACUGCCUAGCCAAUUGGAUGAAUGAAACUGAAUUGAAAUGAAAUAAAACCUUAUUGAUCCCUAGAGGGGACAUUGGAUUUUUCACUAGUGUACAAACACAUACAGGAACAAUUCAGACUCAUACAUCAGCACACAUAGACCUGAGAGAGCACUGAUGGAGGGUGGAACAAUUACCAUACCAGACUGCUGAGACUGAGGCAGUCCUAAUAUGGACACCACACGGGUAUGAUGGAAUGAUACUGAAUGGUGAUACUGAGGAUGUCCUAAUAUGGACACCACACAGGUAUGAUGGAAUGAUACUGAAUGGUGAGACUGAGGCAGUCCUAAUAUGGACACCACACGGGUAUGAUGGAAUGAUACUAAAUGGUGAGACUGAGGAUGUCCUAAUAUGGACACCACACGGGUAUGAUGGAAUGAUACUGAAUGGUGAGACUGAGGCAGUCCUAAUAUGGACACCACACGGGUAUGAUGGAAUGAUACUGAAUGGUGAUACUGAGGAUGUCCUAAUAUGGACGUGUAUCCAUAGAAUGGUAGUGAAUGGCGGAAAUUGAAAAAAUACACUGUAUAUUUCAACUAUAGGGUCAGAGAAUGUUGCUGUGUGUUGUGAAGGGAUCCUAGACUACUCAAUGGAAAAAGUAGUUCCUAUUCUUCUAAAAGGAGACAGAAAGAGGAAGCAGGUGUGGAGAGAAGUGUCUGGUGUCUGCAUGCAUUUCACUCUCUUUUUAGGGAUACGGCACGUGAGCGUCAGGAGUUGGUUGGUCAAGUCCAGUGUCGGGUCAGCUUGGACUUUGUGUUUCCUAAAGGAGCACAAAAUGGCCGCCGCAGAGCCCUCCAUACUCUGAUACACGCGCUCUGAGAACUGACUGACGUUUCUAGUAGUAUGACUGGGGCCUGAAGUAUACUUUUUAAGAAACACCCUCGUGUGACUCUUUUGUGAGGUCAUCGGACCAGGAAGUUCUCUUACAUCACAUCCUCACGGUCUGUUUUCGUUACAAGGUCAAAUGUACAUGCAUGCUCCUCUUGCAGAAGUCAGUGUAUCUGACUUCUUCUAACACUGGGACCUGGUUAGAGAACGCUGAGCUUCUGCUCCUUUCCAGUGCCUGACUUGGGCAGGAGCUCAUCGGAGCUGAGUAGCGGCACCUCACAUGUUCUGCUGCUUGAGCUCCUGUUCCUCUUCUAGAAUAUUAGCUCAAUAUUAUGGAGCCCCUGCACCUGAAUUUGAACAGUACUGGCAGUCAGAAUCAAGUCCAGCGCUGCUGCUUUCUAUCCAGGUCAACACAUAGAAUGGGAUGACCCGACUGUGUGAUCUCACAGUUGUCUUUUACAUUACCUCUGGGGCUUGAUUCAAUCCGUAUCACCGAAAUUCAGCGCUAUAGCGGAAGGUUGACGUUUAUUGUCAUUGAGUCUUGCCCUGGGAGCAGCAGUGAGCGAUUUCCUCUAGAUGGGCCAGCUGCAAAGCCAAAAUUGUCUAUUUCGUAAAAAUUCAUGAAAACUAAAUGUAGCUUUUUGGUCAUAAUUUAAGGUUGGAGUUAGGCAUUCGGGUGAGCAGUGUGUUUAAGGUUAGAGUUAAGGUUAGGUUUUUAUGACUUUGUGGCUGUGCCAGUUAGUGACCACUCUGCAGAGCUGACUCCAGGGCAAGAUUCAUGACAAUAAAUGCCAACCUGCAUUUAGCAUGCUUGAUUUCUGAUUGAGCCGACAAAAUGCAGUUUACUAUGAAUGCAGUCUCCAUAAAUGCGGGAACAUUGCCAUUAAAUGUAAAUCGUGCUAUAACUUUGAACUUCAGCGAUAUGGAUUUAAUCGAGCCACCUCACUGGGCACAAACUGGUUGAAUAAACGUUGUUUACACAUCUUAAAAAAAAAUACGUUGAAACAACGUGGAUAGACAUUGAAUUGACGUCUGUGCCCAGUUGUCCUGGUGUGACGUAUGAAGAAGCUCAACAGAUGCUUUGCGAUGGUUGGCUGGACUUUCAUGUGGAUUUUGCGACCCCUACAAGAUAAUUGAAGAACGGCUUUGCAGCAGUAUGGACAUCAUAUCAACUUGCGUACUCUUGAGUUUACAACCUAACUGUCAUUUGCAAUGCCAUUAUAUUCAAACAAAAGAGAAACCCGCACACUGCUCUUGCUGGUAUUACUUAUUUUGAAAUAUGCUUUAAUUAGAGCAAGAGCAAUGUGCAGGUUUCUCUUUUCUUUGAGAUUAUCAUAUUCCCUCGCACCUGCAACCAGAUAACUCAGAUGUGCGAGUGUUU
This is a messenger RNA of Oncorhynchus masou masou (cherry salmon), 5638 nucleotides long. Its product is annotated as ras and Rab interactor 2-like. The record is from RefSeq and is a predicted model, not a curated record. Gene Ontology annotation, biological process: vesicle-mediated transport; signal transduction. Lineage: Eukaryota; Metazoa; Chordata; Actinopteri; Salmoniformes; Salmonidae. Gene Ontology annotation, cellular component: cytosol; endocytic vesicle. Gene Ontology annotation, molecular function: small GTPase binding; guanyl-nucleotide exchange factor activity. The transcript is spliced from 15 exons. Bases 328 to 3417 code for a protein of 1029 amino acids.